Messenger RNA from Ipomoea triloba (trilobed morning glory), 975 nucleotides. RefSeq names its product chitinase 2-like. Gene Ontology annotation, biological process: carbohydrate metabolic process. The coding region runs from base 36 to 944 and encodes 302 amino acids. NCBI's taxonomy places the organism in Eukaryota, Viridiplantae, Streptophyta, Magnoliopsida, Solanales, Convolvulaceae. The transcript has 2 exons. The record is from RefSeq and is a predicted model, not a curated record.
AAUACUCAUAAUCACAGCUUGGAGUUGAAGCAAACAUGAAUAUUACCCUCCAACUACUCAUCUUCAUUGCCCUCUCUUUAUCCUCCUUCACCACCACCAAUGCCGCCGGGAAUUCGAAGCUUUUCCGGGAGUACAUCGGGGCGGAAUCCGCCGCCGUGAGGCUGACCGACGUGCCGAUAAACCCGGGGGUUGAGUUCCACUUCAUCCUAGCAUUCGCCAUAGAUUACACCACCGGCGGCAACCCGUCUCCAACCGACGGCAACUUCAACGUUUUCUGGGAAACCAAACACCUAAGCCCCGCAGACAUCGCCGCCAUAAAGUCCCAUCACGGCAACGUCAAAGUCGCGAUCAGCCUCGCCGGCGACACCGUCACGAAGCGCCAAAAAGCCUACUUCGCCCCCACCUCCACCGCCACGUGGCUAAAAAACGCCGUUUCAUCCCUCACCGCCCUGAUCAAGAAGUACAACGCCGACGGAAUCGACAUCGACUACGAGCACUUCAAAUCCACGCCGGAGGAAUUCACGGAGUGCAUCGGAGAACUGGUUACGGAGCUGAAGAAGAGCGGCGCGAUCUCCUUCGCGUCGAUCGCGCCGUUCGAUGACGACGGCGGCGAAGUGGCCGGAAAUUACCGGGCGCUGUGGAGGAAAUACGGCGGCGUGAUAGACUACGUGAACUUCCAAUUCUACGCGUACGAGAAGCUGAGCGUGGCGGAGUUUGUGGAGAGAUUUGAAGAACAAUCUUCCAAGUAUGACGGCGGGCAGAUUCUGGCGAGCUUUGUUAACAAAGGCGGCGGCGGAUUGGGGCCCGGCGAUGGAUUCUUUGACGCUUGCCGUGAGCUGAAAGGGAAAGGGAAUCUUGGUGGAAUCUUCGUCUGGUGCGCGGAUGAAUCUGCCCAGAUUGGGUUUAGAAAUGAGAAGAAAUCUCAAGAUUUGUUGCUCAAAUGAAUCGAAUCACUGCAAUGGGUAUUAUAGGAGU